GAGGUCUCGGGUUAUGUUAGGGAGCACUUCCCUGUUAAAUAGAUCAUAGAAAGCACUUCGCCAUUAAAUUAGCCCAACGGUAAGCAAACCUUGACUAGUCAGACCAACAAGUUCCGAAUAUCAAAUGGUCAUAGCCCGCAAAAGAAAAAAAGUAGAGUGGUCCAACUAGUCACCUUGUUGGUGAGGAUUUGAUUCCAUGCUCGUAAUCUCCUCCCACAUUUUUCAUUCCCUACCCUCAAUUUUUUUAUAAAAAAAUAAUUGUAUAAAAACUAUCUUCUCUUCCUCUAUUCCUAUAAAUAAGAGAGGAAGUGGGAGAGACAUAUCCAAAAAUAGAUAAGGCUAUAAGGUGGUUUUGAAUUGUGAGGAUCAAGAAUGGGAGGUGGUGGCAAUAUGUCUAAUCCAACAGCUAAAACAGAACUAAAGCAAAAUCCUCUCCAAAGAAUGCCAACUUCAAAGCCCCCAUUUACAAUUGGUGAUAUCAAGAAGGCUAUCCCUCCCCACUGCUUUAAACGAUCUCUCAUCCGCUCAUUCUACUAUGUCGUUCGUGAUCUAUCACUAGUUUCCGUCUUCUACUACAUCGCCUCCACUUACUUUCACCUCCUUCCAUCCCCAUAUUGCUACCUAGCAUGGGUUGCUUACUGGAUUGUUCAAGGUUGUGCUUUUACUGGAAUAUGGAUGGUUUCCCAUGAAUGUGGACACCAUGCCUUUAGUGAUUACCCGUGGGUAGAUGACACUGUAGGUUUUAUCCUUCACUCUGCACUUCUAGUGCCAUACUUUUCACUUAAAUAUAGUCAUAGUCGUCACCACUCACACACCAAUUCUCUUGAUGGUGAUCAAACUCACGUGCCAAAGAUUAAAUCCGAACUACCAUGGUUCUACAAAUACUCGAACAAUCCACUAGUACGAAUACUCCUACUUGUCACGGCCCUCGGUCUCGGCACAUUUUUGUAUUGGACCAUAAAUUUCACGGGAAAGAAUUAUGGCCGCUUUGCAUGUCACUUUGAUCCAUAUGCACCUAUUUAUAAUGAUCGUGAGAGGUUAUGGAUCUACAUCUCAGAUGCAGGUUUGAUAGCAACUACUUAUGUGUGGUAUCGCAUUGCUCUGGCACAAGGGCUAGCUUGGGUUGUAUGUAUUUAUGGGAUGCCCCUCCUAAUUCAUAAUGUAACCUUAGUAUUAGUGACUUAUUUGAACCACACUCACCCUUCA
Capsicum annuum is the source of this 1206-nucleotide messenger RNA. Its product is annotated as delta(12)-acyl-lipid-desaturase-like. Lineage: Eukaryota; Viridiplantae; Streptophyta; Magnoliopsida; Solanales; Solanaceae. The record is from RefSeq and is a predicted model, not a curated record. Gene Ontology annotation, biological process: lipid metabolic process. The annotation marks the transcript as partial. The transcript is spliced from 2 exons. Gene Ontology annotation, molecular function: oxidoreductase activity, acting on paired donors, with oxidation of a pair of donors resulting in the reduction of molecular oxygen to two molecules of water.